This is a messenger RNA of Aspergillus homomorphus CBS 101889, 1980 nucleotides long. Its product is annotated as THO complex subunit THO1/HPR1. Gene Ontology annotation, cellular component: THO complex part of transcription export complex. Lineage: Eukaryota; Fungi; Ascomycota; Eurotiomycetes; Eurotiales; Aspergillaceae. The transcript is spliced from 7 exons. Gene Ontology annotation, biological process: mRNA export from nucleus; regulation of DNA-templated transcription elongation. The record is from RefSeq and is a predicted model, not a curated record. The annotation marks the transcript as partial.
AUGGCUGAGGUGGACGUUGGUGCGAUCCCCGUCUACAGGAGCUUGAUCGACGAGCUCCUGUCGCGCGCCGAACAUGCGAAACCGGAAGGGCAGAUCGAGCCCCCUUUGACCGAAACACAACUUGGAGACUCGUUCUGGCUCGUUCAAGGCGAGGAUGCGCAAACUGCAAAGAAGUUGGGUCAACAGACUCAGCUCGCCGCGGUAGAAAUUGCGUUCCGAGAGAAGUUCUACAGUCUCCUGGCUACCACUUCAAUCGACGAGCCCUCAUUCAUUAAGAUCUGGAACCUCCUCGAUAUCAUUUCAAUAUUCUCCGACAAUGAACAAUGUGAGCCCGGCUUGAUAUUCUGGUUAAUAGAAGAGUUGCUCGACAGCCAAACCAUCGAUGGUUGUCGGAAGGUUUUUGAUUAUCUGGAAUCGCGAAGAGAGCGGAACACAAAGAAACAUUUCAAACAAAAAAGCCUAAUCAUCUUACGGUCUUGCAAUGAGCUACUACGGAGGCUCUCAAGGGCAGAAGAUACUGUAUUCUGUGGGCGUGUAUUCAUCUUCCUGUUUCAAAGUUUCCCUCUGGGAGACAAGAGUGCCGUCAAUCUCCGUGGCGAAUAUCACACGGACAAUGUUACUACUUACGAUGAGAUUGUGAAAGCUGCCGUCAGGGAGAAUAAUGACCGAGACGUGGAGAUGGUGGACGAUAAGGAAGUGGAGGGAACCAGGGAAAUAACUGAAGCCUCAGCGGCGGCAGUUGGUGACUCCCAGGCAAACGAGCUAGAACCCCCUGGCACGCCUAAGGUGAUUGUCUCCCAGGCCAAAGAGCAAUUUGAGGAAAAAGCGGUUGAUUUGGACGCCCUUUACCCCAUAUUCUGGAGUCUCCAAGCAUACUUCUCUGCUCCAACCAAGUCAUUCGACGCGCAGCAUUUCGCGGCCUUCAAAUCUGGGCUUGAAGCCACAAUCGCCACCUUCAGGAACGUGAAUACGGAUCUCGAGACGUCUAGCAGCAUCAAGUCUUCGGAAGAGCGGAAAUCCAACAAGCGCAAACGAACUGCGGAUGGACAAGAGAUUGCGAGCAGCUUCAACCCCAAAUACCUGACAAGUAGGGACUUGUUCGAUCUCGAGGUGAAUGACACCGCUUUCAGAAGACACGUGCUUGUCCAGGCUCUCAUCCUUCUGGAUUUCAUGCUCUCACUUACCGCGAAAUCCAAAGCCAAGCUUGCCGACUUGACUAACAAAUCGGUGUUGUACGGAUUUUUGCUAAGCGAAGAAGAUGCUAAAUGGGCGGUCAAAAUGCGAAAGUCCAUCGAGGAAUAUUUGCAAGAAGGUGCCGGCGGCAAAUUCUACUAUCGGAUGGUGGACACCGUUCUCUCAAGAGAUAAGAACUGGGUGCGAUGGAAAGCAGAAGGCUGCCCAUUGAUCGAAAGACCGGCUGUUUCGGUGACCGAAUACAUCGGCGCUCGUGAGCGUGCCACUAGGUCCUAUGCAAACAAACGCAUUCGCCCUUCGCCUAUGGGCUCGCUCAGUCUCCAAUUUCUCUCCGAGGGGGAAUCCUUAGCGGGUAUGGAAAGGCUAAAGGAUCCGGAAAGAUUUGCGGUCCCUGCUGCAGACUCUCUUAUGAUGAGCAUCAUGGACGACGAGUCAGAUUUCGACAAUCUCGAGUCGAAAGAGGAAAAAGAUUAUGCCUUGCGUUUGAAAGCGAGCAAGACCUGGCGCAUACUACGACUUUCCGCGAAAAGCAAACUUGCGGCAUUUGACAAGAUCGAGGACGGCAAAAACCUGAAAAUCCUCUUCGCCACGGCCCAGCCAUCUGAUGGAACACCCCAGGCCCUGGAAGGUACCCUUCAGGCCUCAGAAGCCACAGCAUCGGGGAAGCCGUCGGCGGAGGGCGAAUCCGCUGCACCAGCGCAAGAGCUUGGGGCCACGAACGCUGAUGGCGGGAACACAACCGUUGCCACCGAACAGACUCUGGCCGAUCCCAAGGAUGCAAUCGCG